AUGAUUUUCAACAAAGAAGAAGCCAAACCACAUGGUGAAUCCUCCACCGUUCAUUGAUACAAAACCCAACGGGUGCGCCUUCAUUUUCUAAAUUUCAUCUUUUAUAAUAACGGUGUCACUUCAACCCUCUGGCCACAAAAAUCACUACCACUGUUGGCCUUGACAAAAGAGUAAACAUGAACCAUAGCGGUGUGAUCUGAACCAACUUCACUUCACAGCAUAAAGGAUUCAACCAUCUACUCCUAUUCUUCACUCUCUCUCUUUGGUGUAAUUUAAUAUUAAUAGGGACAUCCACUAGUUGUUACCCAAAGCAUCAUUGAUCCUCAAUUAUGUUCGGUUUUGUUCGCAUCUCGGACUAUGCAAUAUGGAUUCGAAUUUCCCUCUUGCUUGUGUCAUUUUUCUGAAUACUCAAUUCAUUCAAGGGCAAAAGUUUUCAGUAGACUUCCAUGGGGAAGUAACAAUCACUUCAUAAUGGAAAUAAGUAUUGCAAGGUCUCAUCUUGAAACACGGGGAGUAUUCUUUUCAAAUAUUUCAAGAACAGUAGCAUGGGAAAGCUCUAAGAAACCUCCAUGCACUGUGGCUGCCUUAAGUUCUACACAGGAUUUUCACAGACUGGCCUCUUCCUGUCAAGCUUUUACUUCGGUGUAUCCUAAAAGGCAUUUAAUCUGUAGACCAAACUCCAUGCCGAUUAGUUUACAGGAAUCUGCAUCCAAUGGAGAUAAUUCACUUGAAGGUGAGAAUCCAUCUAUAGACUCAGAAGAGGAGACUUUGGCACAACCACCUACCCGUGAACAGAUAAUGGCACUGCUUGCUGACGCACAGAGAGAACAACUCACUAAGAAGCUUAGUGAAGCCAACCAGCAAAAUCGGUUUCUAAAAAGACAGUUGAAAGUAAAGGAGGAUGCAUUGGUAAAAUUCAAAAGUGAACUUGGAGUCAUGGAGCUUGAAAUUCAGGCUUUAGCUAGCCUAGCAGAAGAAAUAGCUCAAUGCGGUAUUCCAGAAGGUUCAAGGAAGAUCAAUGGAAAGUACAUUCAUUCUCACCUUGUUGCUAGAUUAGAAGAAUAUACUAAUAAAACCUCACAGCAUUGUGUUGUCAACUUGGCUUCUUUUGUGUCCUUAUCGAUGCAAAUGCCUUGUUUUCCCUACAUAGCUGUACAUGAAAAAUUGAAGGAACAAAUAAAGGAUGUCGAUGCGGCACAAUCAAAGGAGGUUUCCGUGUUUUGGAUUGGCAUGGCUGAGAGCGUGCAAGUUAUGGGAACCUUUGAUGGCUGGAGCCAAGGAGAGCAUCUUUCACCAGAAUAUAAUGGUUCUUACACAAAGUUUUCAACAACAUUGUUGCUCAGGCCAGGAAGGUAUGAAAUCAAAUUCUUAGUAGAUGGUGAAUGGCAGCUGUCUCCAGAAUUCCCCAUCAUUGGUGAAGGGUUGACGAAAAAUAAUUUAUUAGUUGUUGAGUAAUGAUCCAUAUUUUCAUUUCUAGUAAUAGAAUACGCAUAAACUGGAGUGUUAUUUUGUCUAAGUUAUUUAAAUUUUCCUUGUUAUAAAUACCCACCAACACUUUUGACUGUCGGAAAGUGUAUUUAAAUUUUAACUAAUUUUAAAUUUUUAAGUUGCAAUUCUAACCCA
Molecule: messenger RNA, 1623 nt
Organism: Vigna radiata var. radiata (mung bean)
Lineage: Eukaryota; Viridiplantae; Streptophyta; Magnoliopsida; Fabales; Fabaceae
Product: protein PTST, chloroplastic
Exons: 10
Coding region: 358-1455 (365 amino acids)
Source: RefSeq, a predicted model, not a curated record